This is a messenger RNA of Phanerochaete carnosa HHB-10118-sp, 2959 nucleotides long. RefSeq lists its product as uncharacterized. The record is from RefSeq and is a predicted model, not a curated record. Lineage: Eukaryota; Fungi; Basidiomycota; Agaricomycetes; Polyporales; Phanerochaetaceae. The coding region runs from base 756 to 2825 and encodes 689 amino acids. The transcript has 14 exons.
AGCAUAUACAUCUGGUCUGAUUGUCGUUAUUGACUAUGAGCAACCUACGACGGCGGACACCAGCAGCGAAGUUUUACCAAGAGGACAUCGUCCAGCUCAUAGAUGAACCGCGCUCAUAUGGAGUAGUCUUGAGAUGUUGGCACGAUGCCGAAGACCUCCCUACCACCCCCGAGCAGAUAGCUGCCGACCCGCUCAUGCGACCACUUAAGCACGGGGAAGUUGGUGUCUCGUUCUUUGCUCGAGGACUUGACCUGCCACAACGAGAAAUCCUCCCAGAGUCGAAGCUCAUGCUCUUAGAUCGCAUGUACCAGCCGGGCGAUCUCCUCAAGCGCAGUGUAGACGAUGUACGCUCGGGUAUUGUUACAAGUAUCGAAGUCAAGGCUCGUUUAGAGCAUGCCAUUUCUGGGGAGGAAAUCUCGGGAUGGAAGAGCAAAGACGAUGUUGACUGCUAUAUAGAUGUGGACAUGGGAGACUAUGUCGUCUAUGACGAUUGGGUUGGUCAACUCGUCGAGAUGUUCGACGAAGCUAUCGUCGAGAUGAGCUCUGGGACCCUUGUACGACUGCCAGAAUUGAGCGCGCGACUUGCGGUAGGCGAAAAGGGACCGAAUAUCCUACCCCCACCGAUGUCUGGAAUGCAAACUCUGAUGAGUUUCUUCUUGGGCAACGUGCGGCCCAGUGCUCAAGAUACUGUCAUCGAAGUCAAGCGGACCGUUCUUGCCGUUGCUUGGCUGGCAAUAAACCAAUCACUUGACCCAAUGGAAGCUGCACAGCGACCUCGUCCCCAACGCUUCUGGCACGGGCCGAAUCUGAACAAAUUGACGCUCAUCCGAAGGCGAGCUGAGCAGACCAUGCGUGUAGGAGAUCGUGUCGUGCUCAAGAAUACAGAAGGUCCAGUCUCUACUCAUGGACGUGAAGGUGAAGGGCCAGGUAUCCUUACCGUCAGAACGUUGGUGGUCAGAGAGACUCGCACAACUGUCAACGUGCUCUGGCAGGACGGCACAAGGGAGACUCUGGACGCCAAGGAUACGAUCCCUUACCUCAACCCGGACGAAUACGACUGCUGGCCUGGAGAUCACGUCAUAUGGAAGGGCGAAGAUCAGACACGCUCGGCAGUCGUCCAGUCGGUUAACGCUUUCGACCGCACCGCAUACAUCCGAUAUUCAGACGACGGCAGCGUGGAGCUUGCUUCAGUGCUCGAACUUGAUCCUCAUGGCUCUAGCGACUGGUCUUCCGUUUCGCCUGUCGAAGGCCUCGGACUCCACCGUGGCGAGUUCAUUUUCAUUCACAAGGAAGGCACGACAAAUGGCGCACAAUCCCCUAUGGUUCCGCGUAUCGGCGAAAUGGAAGACUGGGUGCGCGAGUCACCCGUCACGCAGCUGGCCGAGAACGGGCAGCUGGGUGGAUGGCGACGAACCAUGGCGGAGAUCGGCAAUGACAUUGCGCAACGACGUGGAAAGGACCCAGCUGUGGAAGAAGGGAAGCUGAAGAGACCGCAGCAGAAUGAUACCUCGCUAAAUUGGUUCGGCGAGGUGGUUGACCUACGGCUAGAUGGCACUGUCGAUGUCAUGCUUCCGGGUUCCAUAGCUGGUAAUCUGCCACUGGGACGCUUGACUCGCCUGUAUGACGGCCUCGAGCAGCUUGAAGAUAUGUGGGACGAUGACCUAUCCGAUAGUGGAGACAGCUACGGGAGCCACGACGAACCCGAGCAGGUCUGGGCAUUGAACGAGAGGGGCGAAUGGGAAGUGAAUGCCGACGACGGCGAUGACUGGUCGACGGAUGAAGGCGACGCCAUGGAGGUCGAUGCCGAGGGCUGGCUAUCCACUGAUCCUACAGCAAUGCAGUUGACAGAGGAUGUACCCGUGGCAGAGAUUGAGGUUUCUCCAGGAGAGACGGCUACACCUGAACCGUCUGCAGACCGACCUGUACCAGAAAACGUACCAAAAGACGCUUCCCCUGUUCAGAACGGGGAUAAGUCUGUGGUGUCGGCGAACGAGGAGGACAGGGAGAAGUAUUGGAAGCGGUUUGAGAUUCUGCCCUCAGUGCCGAUCGACCAUGCCUUCUAUACGUCAGCCCCUGCCCAGCCCUCGCGAAACUUUCUGGCACGUCUUUCAAAGGAGUAUCGAGUGCUUUCUAGUAGUUUGCCUGGCUCCGUGAUCGUGCGGACAUAUGAGGAUCGCAACGACCUCCUUCGGUGUCUCAUCAUAGGCCCGGAGAACACUCCAUACGAGGAUGCGCCGUUUGUCACCGACUGGAUGUUGGACUCGAACUUCCCUCAAAGUCCACCUAUAGCACAUUUCCACAGCUGGACUAAUGGCAAUGGACGAGUAAACCCAAACCUCUACGAGGAAGGCAAGGUCUGUCUGUCCAUUCUCGGAACGUGGGCCGGCGACAAGAAUGAGAUGUGGAGCGCGGCACGCUCCUCGUUACUGCAGGCGUUCGUGUCGAUCCAAGGCCUCGUGCUCGUCAAAGAGCCGUGGUUUUGCGAGCCUGCUUACGAGAAGCUGAGAGGCACCGAGGAAGGCAUCGUCAAUAGCCGACUGUACAGCGAGAAGGCCUAUGUCCUCUCACGAGGCUUUGUGCGCCGCGCGCUGGAGCUACCGCCAGGCAGCCUCGAGACUGAGCUCAAGUGGCUGUACUUCACGAACGGCCGGCUGAAGAAGCUCCUCGAUGACGCGCGGGCCCUCAUCACGAAAAGCAAGGCGCAGGCGGAAGACAGCGAGGCAGACAAGGAGCUGGCCGUGCCCAGGUUGACGGGAGGGGGAAUCAUCACUCUAGAACGGAUAUUGGGAAAACUCCAAACUACCUACGACGCGAGCUGCACAUGACCUCUCAUGACCGUCACGCAAGAACUCUCUCGGGGUGAGGCAAGGACACCGCCGCUGGCCCCAUCUCAGUCUCUUCCUUCGGUGUAUAUGUAGCAUACUUAGUCACUCGAGUUAAUGGUGUUCAAAACAUGUAG